Molecule: messenger RNA, 903 nt
Organism: Oldenlandia corymbosa var. corymbosa
Lineage: Eukaryota; Viridiplantae; Streptophyta; Magnoliopsida; Gentianales; Rubiaceae
Source: the annotation of a GenBank genome assembly
AUGAAGAGUCUGUUGGCUACGAGUGUCCCAAAAUCCCGUCUGGACGCAUACAUCCUUGCGGAGAUCCAGCGGUACCUGGGGUCGUCUGAGUUCGCCCUCGGAAUAAAUGACGUCAUGGACCCCGCUAUGGAAAGGGGGGCGAGGAAGGUCGUCAUGGAAAUCGAGGCGGCCCAGAAGAAAAACGAGGACAUCCAGCCCAUCCUCGACAAAUAUGCGGAUAGGGAAAUGAAGGGGAAGACGUCCGCGGUACGGUUGCGGUGCAAGGCCCGAAAGCACUUUCAGGAUAUGGACUUCGCGCAUCUUCCAAUUAUGCAACAGAUCGCCGGGACUUGCCCCUCUAUCUCGAAGCCCGAGGACAUUCUAAAUAUCUCGGACAGCCCUUCGUUCGUCUUCCAGAUGCUGAGGGGGAUGCAGACGCCUCCAAGCACGCCGCCGGGGCUCGAUGAGGAGCCGGAGAUAGUCGCAUCUGCACCUCCACCCCAAGGGCACAACUCCGGAAGCCGAGGAGGAGGGGGAACCUUGACAGACUCCAACGCCCAUAGCGGAGACAAGGGGAAGGACGCGGCUUCGGACUUCCCCUCUCAGCCCGAGGGAACCUCUCGAGGCGUGCCCGCGACUCCGGGUCAUUGGGAAACGUCCGGGAUUCCCUGGAUCGACUUACAAUUGCCCGAUCCUCAUCAUGACCCGAUGAUCUUUCCACUGUACGCGGCUGUAGAAAGCGCCUUGGUGGAUCCGAACAUCGAUAGGAGGCGGGGACGACUGUCAGGUCUCGAAGGCCAACUAGAAGAGGCUUUGCAAACCUUCAGGGCCUCAGAGCUACACGAGGCACGCAAGGCCGUCAUCGAGGCGAAGGCCAAAAACGACCGGUUGGAUAAGUUAUGGAGGGAUACGGAGGCCUAUUAG